Messenger RNA from Coregonus sp. 'balchen', 789 nucleotides. The record is from the annotation of a GenBank genome assembly. NCBI's taxonomy places the organism in Eukaryota, Metazoa, Chordata, Actinopteri, Salmoniformes, Salmonidae.
AUGAAUGCCCUCAAUUUCACCAGUUUUAAUUUCAGUGAUGAGGCACAUGCUUCCCCACUAGUCUCCAAAUUCGACGUACUAGUCGGGACGGAAGAGCCGCUGUACAAGGAGUAUAAACCGGCGGUCCGGGACCUCAUUCCGUUGCCAAAGGCAGUGGUGUACCUGCUGAUUGCAGCACUGGUAGUGGUAGGAGUCGCCUAUGCUAUUGUUGGACAUCUGAUCAAGGACCUGGCCCUUGAUAUAACAGGUAGGAAUUUAAAAUGUUUUAAAAUCAGGUGGAAAUUUAACUAAUCUAUGUAGUUGUUAGGCUGUUCCAUCGCAAUGUAUAAGUGUACCAGAUAACUUGUGACAAAUAGGCUUAGGCCUAGGUUUUCUUUGCAAAAUGGCAACAUGACUAGCUAACACAUUAGAGAUGAUCAGGGGCACCAGUCAUGAAGCAAAAGUGCUUAUCUCUCCUGUGUCCCCUCUGUUUAACCCCUUUCAUCAGAAUGUCUUCUUGGCCCUACUGAGGAGGACCUAGAGAAGAACAGAAACCCGCAGUGCUUCAUUCCCAGACACCCUCCCAUAGUCCUGACCCACAAUGCCUUCCACGUGUGGGACACAGAUGAUGUGGGCUUCCCCAUGCCCCUGGAUGAGAGCCCACCGGGCAGCCCUUUGCUGUUUCCUUUAAUCCCCUACAUCCCCUUCUUCCCCACCCAUGGCACUGGCAACAACAACAGCCCUGCUGCCCUGGCCAUAGACAGCAACCCCGGGCCUGGGCACUCUAACUCCCUCCCCAGGGAGAUCUGA